GCCAAAUGCAGUAAAGGUGUAUCCUGUCAUAUCCUGUCGAGAAAUACUAAUGUAAAAGAUCAGAGGUGCUUGUAUUGAUGAUGCGUAAAUAAAAUCAUAUCCCGGAGAAAUAUAAAGACACAAAAGAUGUUGUUCGUCUCUAGAAUAACGCUGGCAGUUUUCUUACUCAUCAAUGGCGUAAAUGCAAACGGCACGGAAGGUCCGCCAGGAUCAGGAGGUCCCCCCGGUACAGGUGGACCACCUGGAACAGGAGGUCCCCCUGGUACAGGUGGACCACCAGGUACAGGUGGUCCACCAGGUACCGGAGGCCCGCCUGGGACAGGAGGACCACCAGGAACAGGGGGUCCACCAGGGACAGGAGGUCCACCAGGAACUGGAGGUCCACCAGGGACAGGAGGUCCACCAGGUACAGACAGGAGGUCCACCAGGAACAGGAGGUCCACCAGGAACAGGAGGUCCACCAGGAACAGGAGGUCCACCAGGGACAGGGGGUCCACCAGGGACAGGCGGUCCUCCAGGAACAGGAGGUCCACCAGGGACAGGAGGUCCACCAGGAACCGGAGGCCCACCAGGAACAGUCGGCCCGCCAGGAACAAGCGGACCAAAGGGUAUUGCCGGAACUUCCGGUCCCCCAGGAAUGAAGGGAUCAAAGGGAGAAGCUGGAACAGGAGGACCACCAGGCACUGGCGGCCCACCUGGAACGAAGGGAAUUAAAGGAUCCCAGGGUAUGGUUGGAGUUAAAGGAUUUAAAGGCCUCAAAGGAUUUAAGGGAGAGCCUGGAGCUGACUCCACAUUCCUUGUCACAGUUGCACCAAGAUCAAGCAACCCAUGUACUACUGCAGGUCUGUGGAAGAACCCAGCUGGAGGUAACACAUGUAAUACAUAUUACCAAUGUUACUUCUCAUUCAGCGGAGUUUUACAGCAAGUGAAACAUUUCUGUCCUCCAUAUUACGUCUUCAAUCCAUCGGCUAGCGUUUGCGUCUUCUGCAGUCGAGGUCUAACGCGUUGUUGCAAAGAGGUUGAUGCGAUGCAAGCACAAGCACAAAUUGGGGUCGAACCUGUAGAUGAAGAACAGGCCCCUGCACUUCCAGGAGUAACAAUUGCCUUCUCAGUCCUCGUUGUACUUUUCGUUGUCGGGGUGGCCUAUACGUGCCGUAUGAACCAUCUAGCAAGGAUGAACAAGGCAUCCCGCGAGAACAAUGUCGUUUUACAAACAAUUACAAGAUAGGACACAAAGCAUACUAAGAGACUAUUAAUUUAUCACAAUAUGUUAUAUCUAUUUUUGAUUCCAUUGUCUUAUCCAGUGUUAAAUAAAUAAUGCCAUUUAAAUAGCGAUUUAAUGUUUUACCAUUGUGAAUAUUGUAUGGAAAUGUAGGUUUGUUUCAGAAAUAAAAACAAGUUGUUUUGCACGAAGUACACGAAUACCACUCUUAUUUAUAUGACAUUACCCAUCCCUUGUCUUGGAUUUCAUAUAACAUUGUAAUUAUAUUUGUUGACCAGUUAUAAUCAACCACUCUUAUU
Owenia fusiformis is the source of this 1521-nucleotide messenger RNA. The record is from the annotation of a GenBank genome assembly. Lineage: Eukaryota; Metazoa; Annelida; Polychaeta; Sabellida; Oweniidae.